Coprinopsis cinerea okayama7#130 is the source of this 2769-nucleotide messenger RNA. RefSeq lists its product as hypothetical. The transcript is spliced from 30 exons. Bases 1 to 2769 code for a protein of 922 amino acids. NCBI's taxonomy places the organism in Eukaryota, Fungi, Basidiomycota, Agaricomycetes, Agaricales, Psathyrellaceae. Gene Ontology annotation, cellular component: cytoplasm. The record is from RefSeq and is a predicted model, not a curated record. Gene Ontology annotation, molecular function: metal ion binding; ATP binding; ATP-dependent chromatin remodeler activity.
AUGGCCUCCGCCUCGUUCGAUAUCGACUCGGACGACGAAAUUGACCCCAGUCCCCUUUUAAGCCCUGGUCCCAGGAGCGGGAAGAAGGUUGCCGGGGGAUUUAGACUCAAUUACGACGAAAAAACCCCAAUUCGAGCCAUUGACCUUGGAGGACAGGACCAAGGCGAGAAGCUGGCGGAAUUUGUCACCACCGCCAUCGACAAUCUUAGCCACGAUAUCAAUGUCAAAGGCGCGAUGGAAGAGCUCAAACUGCAAGGACCCAGGGACAUUAUACCUGGACUGGAGGUCCGUUUACUUGGACACCAGUGUAUCGGCGUCGCAUGGAUGCUUCGAAUGGAGAGAAGCAAAAACCGAGGCGGGAUCUUAGCGGAUGACAUGGGACUGGGUAAAACUGUGCAAAUGAUAGCAACAAUGGUCAUGAAUCCUCCUACUCGCGCGGACGAGUGUAAAACCACGCUGAUUGUCGUUCCUGCUGCCCUCAUGGAGCAGUGGAAAGAAGAGAUUCUGACCAAGACUAAUGACAUAUUCAGCGUCCAUAUUCAUCAUGGCAGAGAUAAAUUGACGGAGUCACAGAUCAAGAAGAAAGACGUCAUUAUCACCUCGUAUCAAACCCUUUGCAACGAUUUUAGUACGCCGUCUGACGUCAGCGCUGAAGAAGAAGCUCAAUGGGUAGCCGAGAACGGAGGACCGUUGGCGCGUCUACACUUUUACCGCGUCAUCGCGGACGAAGCUCAGUUUAUUCGAAACCGUGCCACGCGUGCAAGCAUCAGCAUGGCCCUCGUAAGGGCGACAUAUCGCUGGACGUUGACUGGCACGCCUGUUACCAAUACCCUUGCUGACAUCUAUGGCUUGUUGCGGUUUGGGCGCUUCCGACCGUGGAACGACUGGAAUGAUUUCAAUGAGCAUGUUGCUAAAGUUCAAUCCGAGGAUGCCCCACUUGCAGGCUCACGAGCUCAGGCUAUUCUCAAACCCUUGAUCCUACGGCGGACCAAGAACUCGACCCUGGAGGGAAAGCCCAUCUUAAAUCUUCCUCCGAAGGAUAUAGAAAUCGUCAAACUUCAAUUCUCCCCAGACGAGCGCGAGGUCUACGAUUCGUUUGAAAAGUCGACCAAGAUCAGACUGAAUAAGUUCAUCCGUGAACGAACCCUCUUGAAGAAUCAUGCCCAAGUUUUGGUCAUGAUUCUUCGCCUGCGGCAAGUCUGCUGCCAUCCGCAUCUCGUUCUUUCCCAAGCCGAAGGACUUGACGAUCCGACCGCCCUUGUACAGGGAAACGCGGAAAAGGAACUGGGCCGCGCCCGAAAAACUAUGGGCCCGCUUUGGGUAGCAGAUGUCAAGAAGGAGUUCCUCCUACGCGCGGCGUCAGUCGAGUCUGUGGAUUUCUCUGAUGAGGACGACACAGCUGCACCAGGUUGUCCUGUCUGUGGUGACGUAUUCUCCAACGACAGUGGGCGAGUGUUGUCAUGCAAACACGAAAUGUGCUUCGACUGUAUGCUCAACACCAGAAAUGGAACUAUCACCCACGACGGCAUAUUCGGCUACGGUACCGAGAAGGAAAACCAGGAAGCUGAGAAGGCCUUUGAAGAAGCCGCGGCAAAGGGCUAUAGACCUUGUCCAACAUGUCGCAAAAUGGUCGACCUUUCUGAUGCGAAAACGUUCAAGUCCAGCGCCUUCGAGCCGAGUGACGAAGAGCUCAGGCAGCACGCUCAGAGGAAAGCGAACAGGUCCCGGAACAGGUACUCGGAGAAGAAGGGGAAGAAGAAAGCACCCUCACCCCCACCCGACUUCCUUAGCGACCUCGAUGACUCGGACGAUGACCUGCCAGAAAUAUCGGACAUUUUCAAAACCCCGAAGAAAAAGGGCAAGGGAAAGAGGGUCGAUUCGUCAGAUGACGACAUGGCUGUGGAUGAUGCGGUCUCAAAUAAAUCCAAAGGCAAGCGCAAAGCGGACUCCGAUUCUGAAGUCGAGUUCCUUGGCAUGACACCGUCGCGGAGAAAACGCGUGCGAGAAGCCGAGCGGAAGGGCAACGCGAGUGAUAGCUCUGACGUGGAAUUCAUGGGAAUGACCCCCUCGCGUCGUAAAAGGAAGGAGCAGGAGGACGACUCGCCUUCGCCAUCCAACAACAAGAAAAGCAGCGGUCCAUCCGAUGCUGUCCUCGCCACCUGGAAGAGAGGCGAUGAUGACUUGGAGGCGAGCGCAAAGAUGCUCAAGUUGGUUGAGUAUCUGAAGGAGUGGGACGACACUGGGGAUAAGACGAUUUGCUAUUCCCAGUGGACCUCCAUGCUUGACCUGCUCGAAAAGCUCUUAUCCCGUCAUGGUAUCCGCACGUUACGAUUUGACGGACAGAUGGAUAGGGCCGCUCGAGAAUAUGCGAUCUCGAGCUUCAAGCGUGCAGGGGGCCCCAAGGUCAUGCUGAUUAGUACCCGCUGCGGCAGCGUUGGCCUUAACCUUGUGAUGGCCAACCGGAUCGUCAACAUGGAUUUGUCUUGGAACUAUGCCGCGGAGUCCCAAGCCUAUGAUCGGUGCCAUCGAAUUGGGCAGGACAAGGAUGUUUUCGUGAAACGUCUGGUUGUCGAGAAUACGAUUGAGGAGCGCAUGCUGCGUCUGCAAGACGUUAAAGUAGGGCUCGCCGAGGCUGCACUCGGCGAGGGUUCUGGAGCCAAGCUCCAUAGACUAAGUGUCAAGGAGAUUAAAUACCUGUUCGGUAUGGGACCUCUGAAGAAGCCAGGGAACAACGGUAGAAACGGUUCCGCUGAUAGUGACAGCGACUGA